Molecule: messenger RNA, 2809 nt
Organism: Emys orbicularis (European pond turtle)
Lineage: Eukaryota; Metazoa; Chordata; Testudines; Emydidae
Gene: POLR1C
Product: RNA polymerase I and III subunit C
Exons: 9
Coding region: 12-1052 (346 amino acids)
Biological process (GO): DNA-templated transcription
Cellular component (GO): RNA polymerase III complex; RNA polymerase I complex
Molecular function (GO): DNA binding; protein dimerization activity
Source: RefSeq, a predicted model, not a curated record
GCGAACGGAAUAUGGCGGCGCGCGGCAGCGUGGAGGAGAUGCGGAGCCGCGUGAUACUUGGGGAGUUCGGGGUCCGCAACGUUCACACCACGGACUUUCCCGGCAACUACCCCGGGUACGACGACGCUUGGGACCAGGCCAAGUUCGAGAAGAAUUUCCGGGUGGACGUGAUCCACAUGGAUGAGAAGACGCUGGAGUUCGACAUGGUGGGGAUCGACGCAGCCAUCGCCAAUGCCUUCCGGCGUAUCCUGCUCGCUGAGGUGCCGACGAUGGCUGUAGAGAAGGUCUUUGUGUACAACAACACGUCCAUCGUGCAGGAUGAGAUCCUGGCCCAUCGCUUGGGCCUCAUCCCCAUCCGAGCAGACCCACGCCUCUUUGAAUAUAAGAACCAAGGUGAUGAGGAAGGCACAGAAAUUGACACGCUGCAGUUCCAGCUGAAAAUCAAAUGCAGCCGGAACCCUCACUCAGCCAAGGAGUCAUCUGACCCCAAUGAGCUCUACAUUAAUCACAAAGUGUACAGCAAACACAUCACGUGGGUGCCCCUGGGAAAUCAAGCAGACCUGUUCCCAGAUGCAAAUUUGCGGCCUGUUCAUGAUGACAUCCUUAUUGCCCAGUUGCGGCCUGGCCAGGAAAUUGAUGUGCUCAUGCACUGUGUCAAAGGCAUAGGUAAAGACCAUGCCAAGUUUUCUCCAGUGGCCACAGCUAGUUACCGGCUGCUGCCUGACAUCACUCUGCUGCAGCCCAUCGAGGGGGAGGCAGCUGAGACGCUGAAGAAGUGCUUCUCCCCAGGAGUUAUUGAGAUUCAGAACAUCAAAGGGAAGAAGGUGGCAAGAGUGGCCAAUGCUCGGAUGGACACGUUUAGCCGGGAGAUCUUUCGUCAUGAUGAUCUGAAAAACCUUGUGCGCCUGGCACGAGUGCGAGAUCACUACAUCUUCUCAGUGGAGUCUACAGGUGUCCUGCCUCCAGAUGUGCUGGUGAGUGAAGCCAUCAAAGUGCUGAUAGGGAAAUGUCGACGGUUCCUGGAUGAGUUGGACUCCAACCACAUGGAGUGAGCAGUUCAGGACACCAUGUUUGAGAAGCAGAGACUGAUUCUAUUGGCCCCGGGCUCUUUAUCUGCAGGGAUUGUUUCCAGCCCACAAGCCUAUGUAAACAGGAGGGGACCUUCUGUUACCAAGCAAUGGGACCAUCCAUCACCUAUUCCCCGUACUGUAUGUAAGCCAGCAGGUGGACACACUAGAAAUGAAGGCAUGCUGUUAACAGUUUCAGGACUGAUAGCACUUCCACUUCCAGCUGUGUACAUGCACUAGCAGGAGCCUAGGAAUGUCUUAUGGCUCUCAUUUUCUAAUGGGUUUCAGCAGCUGCAGCGGAGGGCCAGUAAAGCACAGCAGGGGCUUGUACUGGCCACUGGGCCUUACUGAAGGCCCUAGAUCUUCUAAAUGAAGCCUUGCUAAGGAGAAGAGCCAACUUCAAGCAAAGGCAGAUUGUGUGGAAUUGUUAAUAAAGUAGAGGCUGUUUUGUCAGACUUCAUUACAUCAAUUUAGCCUGGGGGUGGCUUGAUUUUCUAGGUAGGAAAGUGGAAAGAGGCACCACUUAAUUCAUUAACAAUCAAAAUGCUAGUGCUGCAACACUUGAGCUAGUGCUUCGAAAGCUGGGCUAUAGUGUUGAGAGGCUAAAAUGCCACUUGCCUUUUUUCCCUCCAGGGUAAGCCAUUGCUGUAUUUGCUACAGUGGUUAUUUGAUCACUAAAGGGAAGAGAGAUGCUAAGACCAUCUCUAUUAAGAUGGGGUCUACUCUGUGAAAAUUGAAGCAGUACUGCUUAUACCGGAGCAUGUGCUCUAGGUCAAGCUGCACAAAGCAUGAAGAAUAAAAACUAAAUUGGAUUUUCAACAUUCUUAAUCAGCUCCAGGCCUAAUAUAAGCCUAGCUGCAGAAAGUUUUAGAAGAGGAUACUAGCCUGUUCUUAUGGAGUAGGCAUGUGAUCUGUAUAACUGCAGAUUUCAUCACAACUAAUGAAACUCAUAUGAGGGAAAGUAUACUCAAGUAAGGAUCACACUGGACUGGGUGUGCAGCCCUGGCUCUGGGCUUGUUCACUAUACACAAGCAGCUUCCUUCUUAGUUGCAACUAAGUAUUAUUCUUUAUUUAUGGGCUUCAGUAGGUGACCAAAAAUAAAGGAAUAUCAGUCUCCCACCAUCAAAAAUAAGGCUGCCCAAUUUUUCCCAUGUAGGAAAAAAAACUUUAGGUGGUUAAAAUGAGAUUUCAGAAGUUAGUAAAUUACUGUUUCUAAAGUUAUCACAGUAGGAGCUUAAUACAGGGCAUCUGAUGACUGCUGGAGCCCUGUACUUCCAUUUUUUAAAAAAGGCUCUAGCCCUCUUCCUUGCAGAGAUGGAUUCCAAACUGUAACCCAGUUGUUUAGCAAAAUUAUUAUCUGUGGAAAGAAGUUUUCUAUCAAUAGUGAAGUCAAUCAGGCCAGCAGUUUGCAAACCAAAAGUGACCCUUUAGCUAUUGAAGGGAACAAGGGUGGGAGAGAUGGCUCCCCUCUCCCAUAUGCCUUUGUUCUCCAGUCCCUGAUUGAGAGUGUUAAAGUGAGGAAAAUCCUAGGCAAAGUAUAAAAGCUGGAAGAAAGACUGGGUCCAUGUAUGUAAUUUAAGCAUUUUACUAAACCUUGAAAGUUAGGGAGCAUCUCACAAAACAAGACACUGACUCAAAUAAUCAUCACACCCUUCAUUCUGCCCCUCAGAGUAAAUGAACUGACACCUAAACUGUAUAAUCCCACAGCUGCACUUGUUAAUAAAACUAGUACAAAAGCCAAA